This is a messenger RNA of Dunckerocampus dactyliophorus (ringed pipefish), 15542 nucleotides long. It is a transcript of the gene ppa2, whose product is annotated as inorganic pyrophosphatase 2. Gene Ontology annotation, cellular component: cytoplasm. Gene Ontology annotation, biological process: phosphate-containing compound metabolic process. The record is from RefSeq and is a predicted model, not a curated record. Bases 31 to 1056 code for a protein of 341 amino acids. The transcript has 12 exons. Gene Ontology annotation, molecular function: inorganic diphosphate phosphatase activity; magnesium ion binding. NCBI's taxonomy places the organism in Eukaryota, Metazoa, Chordata, Actinopteri, Syngnathiformes, Syngnathidae.
AAACGGGAAGUGGUAGAGAGCACGUCCACAAUGAUACCCCAGCUGUUACUAUGCUCCUCUAGGUGUGUCUUGCGGGCAGUUUUAAGGUCGUUUCCCGCUUGUCAACACCAACUCGUCACCCAAGCAGCCGCUGUGCCUCAUUUGUAUACUUUGAGAAAAACGAUGCACUAUCAAACGGUGGAGAGAGGGAGCCCCAACACUCCAGAUUACCGGAUUUAUUUUAAAAACUCAGAUGGCAACUACAUUUCUCCUUUUCAUGAUAUUCCAUUGAUAGCAGAGGCAGAACAGGAAUUGCCAGCAAAGAAGGCCAAAAAGAGUGAGGUGCUCUUCAACAUGGUUGUGGAGGUGCCUCGGUGGUCGAAUGCAAAGAUGGAGAUUGCAACAAAGGAACCUCUGAAUCCCAUCAUGCAAGAUGUAAAGAAAGGAAAGCUUCGAUACGUCGCCAACAUAUUUCCCCAUAAAGGUUACAUUUGGAACUAUGGAGCCAUCCCGCAGACGUGGGAGGACCCCAAUCACACCGACUCGGAAACCAAAUGUUGCGGCGAUAACGAUCCCAUCGACGUUUGCGACAUUGGUGCACAGGUGUGCUCUCUUGGACAGGUGAUUCAAGUGAAAGUGCUUGGAAUUUUGGCAAUGAUAGAUGAAGGUGAAAUGGACUGGAAAGUCAUCGCAAUCAAUGUUGAGGACCCUGACGCCAAAAACCUAAACAACUUGGAGGAUGUCCGCAAGAGUCGGCCCGGUCAUUUAGAGGCCACUGUGGAUUGGUUUAGGAAAUACAAAGUUCCCGAUGGGAAGCCUGAGAACCAAUUUGGAUUCAAUGCACAAUUUCAAGAUAAGGACUUUGCUGUUGAGGUAAUCAAGUCCACACAUGAGCACUGGAGGGCACUAGUACAGAAGAAGACAUGUAGUGGAGGGAUUGAAUGCAAAAAUAUAUCAUGCUGUGAUAGUCCUUUCAAAUGCAAUGCAGAAGAAACCAACUACGUGGUCCAAUUGACCCCCGAACUUGGUUGCGGUCAAAGUGUUCCUUCAGAAGUUGACAAGUGGCACUUUGUCUGAGUUAUUGAGGAAAGUCGUCAUGGACACAGACAAAAAUAAAACCAGAUCAUCCUAUCUGUGGUACUCUAUUUUUGAGCAGACUGAAUUAUUGUCUGGUAAGGAUUUAUGGUCACCUGUAUAGAAAUUUUGCCAUCCAAUAAAGUCAGAUACAGUAUUACUUACUGUAUUGACAUAUACUCAACAAAAAUAUAAAUGCAACACUUUUGUUUUUUUAAUGAACUUGUAUACAAAACUUGUUACACAAAAAGCGUAUUGCUCUCUGUUAUUCACAAAUCUGUCUGAAUCUGUAUUAGUGAGCCAUUGUUAUGUCGUUCAUGCACGCGUUGAUAUUUUUUUUAAGUGUGCAUAAGUGUAUCCAAUCUGUCAUUAGGGAUGCUUGAUAUUUUUUUUCUCAAGCCGAUACUGAUAACUUUCUGCUUUUCAAGACCUAUACCGAUAACCAGUAACUUUUUAUAUCUGUUAUUUUUCUCGAAUCAUUGGAGUGUUUUAAAAAUUAUUGGUUAUCGAAGCUAUUUUUUAAUGUUAUCGGAUGCAUCGGUAUGAUGUCAUGAUUCCUCAUAUCGGCCCAAUAAUUAGUGGUCUGAUAUUUAUCAGGCACCCCUCGUCAUUAUUAUGUUUGGGUACCAUUUGCUUUUGAUUCAAUCAUCCAUUCAUUGUAAACAGUCCAUCAAGAGCAUUUGAUCUGUCUGAUCUGUCUGACGGAUAAAAAAAAAAAAAAAAAAAACACAUAAAAAGCCCCAAAAGAUUUAACCCAAUAUGUAAUAAAUAAACCUGUUUAACGGUUGCAUCAUAUUUUUAAAUAAUAGGAUCAAGUUUCCCCACCCCCUGAUUUCAAGAAUAAUUACAUAUAUAAUGGGCCUUUUCCUUGCGGUAAUUGUUUUCUAUUUAAAUUGUCGUUGCUUUGUAAAAGACAAUGUGCAUGCAAUGGGAUAUUUGGCUAAAUAAAUACUGUACAUGAAAUGGAUGUGAAUUUAUCAUGUUUGCUGAGAGUACUGUAUUAAAAGAGCAUACACAAACACAAACACUACGAAUAUUUUUAUAACAUGGGGAGCACUGAUUUUUACACAAGUGAAAUUGCUUUAAAUAAAUAUAAAUUUAUUGAAAAAGAAAACACCCACAUCUUGGCAAUAUCAGGAAUGAUAUAAUAACAGCUUUCAAAUAAACUGCAUUCAGUACAUUACAAUACUUACAGUUUAAUAACUAUGCUUAAAUCGUUUUUGGAGCAUACCAGACCUAAGGAGACCAAGGGAAGUCUUUACAAAUAAAAACAGAAACAAAGUUUGACUUUUUUUUUUUUUUUUUACCUUUAGUGUCUGCCUGCCUAGUACAGUAUGAACUGCUCACUUGAACAUGCAGUACUCAUUAUUUCCAGAAAGUUAUUCAAGUAAUGCAGAUUUAGAAGUCUGUUCAAGUAUGGCUCUGCUUUUAUGUUUCUCCCUCCUCUUGUAUCUUUUUAACCUCACCCUCAACCUGCUACUGUAGCUGGACUCUGUACAAUGAAGUCAUCAUUAUUAUGGACUAUACAAAACCAAAAGUAAAAAAAAUAUAAAUAUAAAUUCAAAUGUUAGAGCUAACAGUAUCCUUUGACAGUAAACAUUGCUUUGACAGUGAGUGCAUUAUUUACAAAGACUUCCUGGAAAAUGUGACCAUGUCCACUUAGAUAACAUUGAAAAGAGCCAAAACUGAUAUUUAAGAUAUGAUUCUGAUUGCUGAUGUAGAAGUUGGGGGCCAGUUGGACUGGACUAGAAGAUAGUCCUGAAAUAUAAAACCUUGCUAUGAACUGUAUAUUAUUGGAUUUUUUUGUUAUUUUUGAAACACAUUUACACCCUGUUUAAAUAAAACAUUUUGUACUUUAUUACAUAUACAUAUUUUUUCCUGAAAAAAAAUGAAGUGCUUUCAGAAAACAAAUUUGAUGAAGAGUGGGUGAGUUGUUACAAAUAAUGUUACAGUCAUUCAAUUAUAUAUCACAUUAAUUAAAAAUAAAGAGAAAACUCAUACAAUUGCUUAGUGGUUAUAAAUAAUUUGAAGUAUACACAGGCAUAAAGACGAUAAUCACUGCCUUGGUCUUGCCUCAUAACAAAAGCAAAUACAUUGCCCUUAAUUUAUUCAAUAGCAUACUUUCCCUUUAGUCACAUCAGUGCAUAUACUUUGUGUUCAGUUAAGAAAACACCAUCCUACUAGCUAAAAAUGGUACAAAAUAAAAAUCAAAUGCUGAACCCCCCCAAAAAAAUAAAUUGUGUGACAUAUUUUAGAAAAGUUGUAUAGGGACACAAAAUGCAAUGGCACGUCCCUGAAUGAGGAGAAUGACAAAAUGAAUGCAGGCAAUACGUUCUUUUUAAAUGUCCCUGAUUUUACAGUAACAUUAAAAACUCAAGUUCAAGUAAUACUUUCUAAGCACGUAAGAAAGUAAGAAAUGAACUUUUCCGCCUGGAGGCUUGCAGUUAGACUGUAACCAACAAUUUGGAAAAAAUAUUUAAACAAAGAAUGAUAUGUUUUACUAUUGCCCAAACUGGUUUUGAGGUAUAUGACAUGUUGGUACUGUACAUUAUUUUAAUAGCCUUCUCACUGCCUAAAGAGUCUCACAUUGUAUGUUUUUAACAGGUUGAAUAGCACCCAGUGAAAUCAAAUCCAUUGAAACACAAAGAUUUACAAUGUUUUCGGCUUUGAGCAUUCUAUACAACAAACACAAUUUAUAACAGUAAUUCCAAAAAGGGAGUUUAAGUUACUGUACUCAUCUCACCUGUCUAUAUUACAGUUAGAUUACAAUAAUUAAAGAACCCACAGCAAGCCAGCUGCCCUCUGAAAUUGACACCGAGCUUACCCUGUCUCAUGCUCCUCAGUGUAUAAAAAGCACAUCAACUAAGCACCACAGACAUAAAACUACAUGCAAUUUUCACAAUUCAGGGUAGUUCAAUGAACCUGCUGAAAGGAACAUUUGCUGACAGUAAAACUCAAAAACUUAGGCUCGUUUUCCUCCUUUUAAAAUGUAAAAAAUGCACCAUUUGAAUGGCUCGUAUAGUAUACAUGUCAUGUAGGCCAAAGAAGCACCAGCAUAAUAGAAUUUAAAAUUUUGCAGUGAUUUGAAACGAUAUAAUUUAGUCUUUCUUUUCAGAAAUACUUACAAAUUGCAUUAAAUUCAAAGUUAAUGUAAAUUUCAUCACUUAAUACCAAUACAUUGAAUUAUUGUCAUCAAGAAGUGCUCAAAACACACUCACUUACGUUAAACCAUUGUGAGGUUAAUGAUUUUACAGAUUAUUUCCCCCUCUUUUUGCUGUUUUAUGCCAUCUAUAGUCUCAAGUAUGGUAUCAUGGCAUUUUGAAUAUCAAAAAAGACACAGACUUAGCACCUUGAAUGUUGCCAGUUGAAAAGUUGGCAUUCCAUGCCAAGUUUAAGUCUUUAAAAUUGUUUUACGAAAAAUAAAGCCACCAAGAUUUACCUUUGUUUCCAGUAAAAAAUAGGUGUACAUGUACGAUUGAGAGCACCAGAUGGUUUAACAGUGUGUAGCUGCAAAAGUUGCAAAACAAAAAUAAAUACAUCCUUAGAAGGGUCAGUUGUAAAGCUCAGUUGUCAAAAGGGUAAAAGACCUGAACCGGUUAGGAGUGUUUGUUGAGACCAGUGCUGCAUGUGGUCCUUGUUUUCAUAAAUAAAGCACCUUCAUUUUUUUUUCUUGAGGGUCUUUUAAGCAAAGUGACUGUAAGGUCCUGUGACCUUGGUGAAGGCAUACGGAGAUGUACUGACAUAGGUAUUGGUUGUGCAUGACGACGACCCCUCAAUGAGUGCCUGUAUAAAACGUUUAUAAGGGGGCUCCCCAAGAGAUUCCAAUGACUCUGGAUGCUCACGCUUUGUCCCCUUCUUGUGGCCCUUGCUUGGUGUCCCCUCACCACUGUUUCUCUCUGCAUCCUCCUCCUUUUCUCGAGCCUUUUCUGCCAUCUUUGCUUCCCACAGGGCCAGUCCAUGUUUUGCCUCAUUCAAGUUUUUGUGCUGGUAAAAGACCAAUGAGAUUCGUGUUGGGUGAUGACGGUCUGGGUUUUUAAGAGGUGUUGUGGCGUGGAGCUCUCGUUUAGCACACUCAAUGAGGACUGAGCCGUGGGUAGGUGCCACUGCCACUCCGCCAAUGUCAGGGUCCAAGAAAUUGUGCUCAUUGUCUGACCACAUGUCUGGCUUUUGUGGGGUUGUGGGCGUCUGAGGGGUUCCAGGCUCAUGCUUAAUACUUGAUACCAUGGGGCUACCCAGUGCUGUCUGUGUUUCAGGGUUUAAACACACACCACUUAACUGAGCACCAAGCAUCUUUGGGCUAGCAAGACCUAUUUCUUGCUUAAUUUGCAUAUGGAAUGGUUGUUGGCCUGGGGGAAACAUUUGGGAACUUUGAGAGAAAUAUGGAUUUGGGGAUCUUCUAAACUGAUUGCUGUUGCAUCCAGCAGCAGUGUAGUUAAGACCUCCAUGGGCAGAGGGCGCUCUUGAGAGGGGGUCAAUAAAACGUGGGUCUGGGGCGCCGUUAGGACCACAGGGGCUGAAAGCUGUCAUCGGGUGAACUGACCUCAUGCUGCAUGCAUUAUAACCAUUGACGUGUAAACCUGGAUCACCAAAAUUUGGUGGAUAAUUAACAUCAUAUCGCGGAUGUACUGUAUACUGCUGUUCUGAGUAAAAGGCUUGUCGUUGUUGCUGUUGAUACAUGUCCAGGUGCUUUUGGUUUGAAGCGUAGUAUGGUUGGUAAUUGUCAAGAGGCAUUCCUCCAUUACAUUGGUAACCAGGGUACGAACGAUUAGAUCCAUCGAUGUAUGAAGUGGGUGCAUGGAUUGGGGCAGGGUAAGGGCUUGCUGGUGUUGAUGAUUGAGGCGGAAAUAUGCUCCCUGGCUUUGAAGUGCUUGGAAAAGAUCCAGGGUGGCUGGGGAACCUGGGGUAUUUGGCAGCAUUUGCUGCACCAGGAUAAGAGGUAAGUAUGUUUUCGUGCUGUUGUUGCUGCAGUUGCCGGGGAUGGGUUCCAAAGGGAUGUGUUGGUUGACUUGGAUAUUGGGAGGCUCCCAUAGCACCUGGAAUAAACCCUGGGAAAUGAAAGCAGGUAAGGAUUUAAUGUAAAAGUGUGCCCCCUAAAUAUAAAAUGGUUGUACGUGUAACCCAAGUAAAACUUUUUACCUGCCAUAUGAGUGCUUUGACUGAUGUUUUCAGAAGUACCUGCUUUUGACUUGGAUGGGGUAACUUUCUCUGCUUUGUCAUGGGAGUUGUCCAUCACGGCAUUCUUGAUAGCAGCUGCCUUCUUAGCAUCCAGCUUCUUUUGGCGACAGGACUUGGCGGGCUCUGCAAGCAUGCGCACCUGGCGGCGGAAGGCACUGAGGACUUGGAUGGCACCUGACUUAAUUUUUUCCUGCUGACCCUCCUCACUUCCAAAUUCAUCUGUGUUGGAAGCCUUGUAUAGUGGCAAGACGUGGAGCUGCUCAUCCUCUGGUAUCUUUCCAAUCUCUCUGUUAUCCUCCCUUGUUAAUGUGCACACCUGGGAAAACACAAUGAGUCAACUAUUCAUGAGGAUGUCAUCUAAACCAGUGAUUCUCAGUUGGUUUGGCUGCAGGACCCACCAUCACCCCUUAAUGACAAGCGGUGACUCACAUUGCGGACAUUUUUUGACGAAAACAUUUUAAAUAUGUUAUUUUUAAGGGCCUGUUUGCAAAGAUUACGUGGCUGCCUAGAGGCUGCUAACAUUCUAACAUGUUACAUUAUAUCCCGCCUUCUUCUUGCUCAGGAACAAUAUAUUUUUAUUCACAAAUUGCAAAAAUUAUAUGAACAAAAAAGUGUGUGCAAAGAUUUUUGGUACAUGAUAUAUCUGAGUUGAAUGACAGCAACUGGAUUUGGACAUGGAUGCGAGGUUAAACAUCUGUAAGAAAAUCAAGCUAGUCCAGUUGCUCUGAUUCACCUCCUCAGAUAAAAAAGUACAGAUCUAAAUAUACAUAUUUAACCUUUUCUUUGAUUAACUCAGCAGGUAAGUUUAAUAAUUGCUGCGGUCAGUAGAUUGAACUGGGCAUAAAUAGAUGAAACUGGGCAUGACACUGUACCUGUGAGUUUUCAUUGAGGAAAAAAUUUCCUCACACAACACAACAUGAGCUGGAGCGGUGAAAUGCUCGUCUCUUUAUAGCGCGCUUCUCCAGCAUAUAUAAAGGCUAUGUGUCGGAUGAAUGGAAUAGAUAGAUACUUUAUUCAUCUCCAAGAGAAAUUCACAUUUCCAGCAGCUCUGCAAAAAUGGCUAAAUAAAUUUAAUCACUUAGAAAUAAAACCAACACAGCAAGAUAGGAGAGGGAACAAAAAUAAGAAAAUAGAAUAAAAAUAAAUAUACAAUAAAUUAAAAAAAAAAAAAUCGUUCCCCUUUGUUAUGUUGAAAAGACGCAUGGCAUGGGGAAAGAAUGAUCUGCUCAGUCUUUCAGUGGAGCAGGACAGUGAUAGUAAUCUGCCACUAAAACUAUUCCACUGUUGGGAGAUGAUGCUGUGCAUUGGAUAAUGUUGAUUGUCAAUGACGGAAAAGAGCCUCCUUAGUGUCCUUUGCCCUGCCAUAGAUGUCACAUUGUCCCGCUCAGUGCCAAUAACAAAGGCCUCCUUCCUCCACCAGUUUGUCCAGGUGUGUAGCCUUCUUCUUGAAGCUGCCUCCCCUGCACACUACUGCGUACAGGAGGGCACUCGCUACACACAGAUUAGUAGAAGAUCUGUAGCAGCUUCUUGCAUAUGUUAAAGGGCGCCAGCCUUCUGAGUACAGUACAGAAGACUCUGCCCUUUCUUGCACAGAGCAUCUGUGUUGGCAGUCCAGUCCAGUUUACCAUCCAGAUGCACUCUCAGGUAUUUAUAGGUGUGAACCAUCUCCACACUGUCACCUUUAUUGAGAACAGGUGCUGGGUUCGUCCUGUUUCUCCUAAAGUCCACCACCAUUUCCCAGGUCUUGGUGGUGUUGAGGUGCAGGUGGUUUGCGUCGCACCAGUUAACAAAGUCCUGGAUCAGUUUCCUGUACUCAUUCUCCUGUCCCCUCCUGAUACAUCGCACGAUGGCCGUGUCGUCCGCGAACUUCUGUACAUUGCAGAGCUCAGAAUUGCACUGGAAGUCGGACGUUUACAGAGUAAACGCAACAGGAGAGAGUGCAAUUCCCUGUGGUGUUCCCGUCCUGCUGGUCACAGUGUCGGACCUGCAGUUCACCAGUCGCACGUACUGAGGUCUGCUAGUCAGGUUGUCUGUGAUCCAUGCCACCAGCUGAGAUCCUACCCCCAUCUGUGUCAGCUUGUCCCUGAGGAGCUGAGGCUGGAUGGUGUUAAAGGCGCAGGAGAAGUUCAAAAUGUAAUCCUCACAGCACCACUGCCUCUGUCCAGCUGAGAGAGAGAUUGAUGGAGCAAGAAGAUGAUGGUGUUCUCAACUCCUACUUGCUCCCGGUCUACAAACUGCAGAGUUGAGUGCGUGCUGGGUCUGUGGCCUCAGGUGAUAGAGCAGCAGCCGUUUCAUAGUCUUCAUCACAUGCGACGUCAGGACCACCAGCCUGAAGUCAUUCAGCUCACCAGGAUGUGAUCUCUUCGGGUCUGGAACAGUGCAGGCAGUCUUCCAGAGCUGUGGAAUCCUCCCCAACCUUAAUCUUAGGUUGAAGGUGGGCUGUAGAGGGUCUCCCAGCAACCAUGCGCAUGCUUUUUGGAGUCAAGGUCCUGCUGCAUCUGGUCCUGCUGGUUUGUUGGAGCGCAGCCCCCUUAGCCCUGCACUUACAGUCGUUGAGCUGCUGUUAUUGUGGGUUGUGUGAGGGGGGGACGGUGAAGGGAGGUGUUCCAUUUCUUGCUGAUGAUUUGUGUGGGGGCUGCUGCGCGUGGGGUGGGAAGGUCAAACUUCCAUACAGAAGUUUGUAGUCCGUGGUGCAGGUGAACUUUUCUUUCAUAUUCUCUCAGUCAGCGGUCUCAAAGCAAUCUAUCAGAGCCUGUUCAGCCUCAGAGGACCACCUCCUGAAAGAGCGUGUGGUUAUAGGUAAUUUUCUAACUUUUAGUGUAUAUUGAGGUUUGAGCAGGACCAGGUUGUGGUCUGCCUUCCCCAGUGCAGGCAGGGUGGUGGCACCCUAUGCAUCUUUGAUGUUGCAUACAUUAGGGCUAUAGUCCUGUUGCCCCUGGUGUUACAGUCUACAUACUGGUAGGAGACAGCCAGUGUUUUGUCUCGUGUCACAUGAUUGAAGUCCCCAAAGAUCAACACGACAGCCUCAGGGUGCUGUGUUUGUAGUUUAGCAGUUAUGCAGUGGACAACGUCACAUGCAGCCUCUGUAUCGGCGCACAGAGUUAUGUAAACAACGGUAACAAUGGCGUGACUGAACACCCUGGGCAUGUAGUAGGGAAGUAGGCUUAUAGCCCGGAGUUUGAUGUUCCUACUGCAGAUGGACAUUUUAUUGUUCACAUGCCCAGGAUGACAAACUGUUUGUUCACAUACAGUGCAAGCUCCCCUCAUUUGUCCUCACCACAGGUCGUCGGUCUUGUUCAGUAGUGAAUUCACUUUUCCCAUGAUGAUAGAAGGUACUGAAGGCUUGAUCUUACUUGCUUUGAUCUUAGCUCAGGCUCUGCAGCCUCGAUACGGCUUCUUUACCUCAAUGCAUAAACAGGGAACCACACCGAUGCGGGACCUUGCCUUCAUAGCGUGUAAAAAUGUGCUUGAGUCUCGACAUGAAUGAGUCCAUAUCCAUAUGAUUGAAUAGAUUACUUAAAAGAGGAGAAAAGAGUUCAUUUAUGUUAAGCCAUGUUAAGUUCACACUCGAUGUUCUUCCCCUCCUGCUCAAGCUUGACCAAGUUGCCCAUAAACAUGGCACGCACCUUGUGGUGGCGUACGAAGCAAAUAGCACAGAUGCGAGGACCAUUCACGGACAUCUGGUCAUGAUUUUUUUUUUGUGGCAAGACCGGUGACCCACUGAAAAUGGCUCAAAGUGGUUCAAGACGCACCAGUUGAGAAUCACUGAUCUAAUCACUUUUUUUUAGCACAUUCAUGGCAAGGUAUUAAGUUGUGCAUUUUUGUUUAGUGCGUCAAAUGCAACAAAUCUAGAAAGGCAUGUUUCCCACGUGCCACUUACCACAGUGCUGCCUCCUUGCAUGUUGUGAAGGUCUCUGUGAGCAUGAGCACAGAAGUCCAGACAGGCAGUAACUCCAGAAAAGGGACGCCCCUCCCUUAGCCCCAGACGACAGUCAGGUGCUCUGUGUUCAUGUUCCACCUAUUUGCAGAUAAAUGUUAUUUAAACAGCGUCUUAAAGCUAACAAUUCACAGAUUUAGAUGUAUCUAUCCUUAGUUUUUGACCACUCCAUUUUUCGUACAAAUCUGUUUUAGAUAAAAUUUUUGGCCCGGUUCUCAUACUCGUUCUCGUGGUUAUUGUAUGAUAUUGCACGUAACAAACUGUUGGAUUUUACCCUUUGGUACAUUUAAUCUUGCGUUAUUAAUACAAAUGUGAACAGACAAUACGCCCAGCAUUCCUUGUUUAUUCAGAUAUCUGGAUCACACACCCAACACUUUUACUAUGGCAUUCUAUGAGGCGCAUUCAUUUGGCAAACUGAAAUGACAAUCUUACACAAAUCUUUCUGUUUGCCGUAUCAGCAAUGAAUUCCAUCCUGGCAAAGAAGAAAUCAAGCAAGCUAAUAUUGUGUAAGAGGUAAAGGUGUUGACGAAACAAAGAUCACAAACAAAGAAGAUAUUAAUAAGUUGUUAUUGGUAUGGAUCCCCCUCCUCUUUCUUCCCUUCCCUCCUCCCUCUCCCCUCCAUGCUGUCUUUGCCAACAAAAGUCUCCAAUAGAGCUACAAGUGAAAAGAUUGAAAGAGUAAAAGUGUUAAUUUAUUUAUUUCAUUUGUAAUUUAUAAUUAUUUUGCAUUGUUUUCUGAAUGUAAAACUAUAAUUUCUCUAUAACAUGCAUUUUUUGGAUGUGGAUGAAUUGGCUUUACAUUAUUUCCUAUGUUUCCUGUUUCAUCUGACCUUUUGGAACAAAUUAAUAAUGAAACCCAAGGUACCACUGUAUCUCUGUGGACAGACAAAAAGGCUGCUGUGUCCAAAUGUCCUCACCUGGUUUCCGUAAGCUUCAGGUGCCAUAUUUUUGUACAAGGGGCCCAGUAAGGUGGCCAGAUGCUGAAAGUUUUGCUCUAACCUUUCUUCCUAAAAGAUAAUAUUUGGCAUUAUUUACAGUAUUAAAAAAAUUUAAUAAUGUAACUUCAGCUAUGAAUUUUUAUUAGCAGGAAAUACCUCUCUCACGUCAUCGCCUAGUAAUUUAAAUUUUCUUGGAAUUUUACUCCUGGCAAAUUUGCAGCCGUUGUAGUACAUGCUCCAUGAGCAGCCAAAGGAGAACGAUGCUCCACAGGCAUCUGGAUUUAACCCCUGACAUGCACAGGUCCUCCUACAAGGAAAGCAUAUGAGUUUGAGGGUUUACACCUAUUAAUUUUAUACAAGCAAAAUAGGAAACAUGUUUGACAGAUAAAUAUGCAACUUUUACUCAUGACAUCACAGGCACAUGGUGGGAAAUUUGUGUUUUGGAUGGUGCUUUCACUUACUCUUCAUUGAGAGCACAUCGUCUCUGGGUGAGGGCUCCAUGCCUUGUUAGAGUAUCACUUAGCUCGAGGUAGAGUUUGUCAGCUAGGCUGGGUUGGAUGCCUUCCCAGACCAGGAUUGCCACGAUUAUGCAGGCGGUGUCACAUUUGUGGCCAAUGCGUUCUCGAACCAACACAAGUAACUUUUCUUCUCCACUGGCUCUGCGAAUCACCUGAAGCAUUACGAAUGAAAUAUUUCUUUACAUACAGAUAUUUGAAGAAAUUUAUGUAGGACCUUAUUCAGAACAACAGAAAUUGUGCCUACCCAUUUUGCGAUAGGGCACCCCUGUGUACUUUUGCCUUCCUUGCCUGUGUACACCACUUUCUCUAUCCUGAUGGCUUGACCAUUGAAACCAGACCUUUAAUUAAAAUAGAGACAUUAAUGUGCUUAUAAUCAAUCAGUACCCUGUGAAUAUCCAACACAGUUAAAUAAUAUGUAAUAAUGUUGUUUACCUUUUUUCCAUCAUCUCCCGUAUACCAGCAACUGUAGGUGCUGAUCCCAGGUGUGUAUAGUAAGGGCCUUCAUCUUUUUCACUGAUUUGCUCUAAAUAAAGGAAUGUGUUUUUAGUAUGUAUACACUAUCUUAUCAAUAAUGUUACCAACAUUAGGUGACUCACCAACACAGUGGCAUGAUGCAAUGUCAUACUGUGUUUUCAUUGGCAUAUCCAGUAGACUUUUUAUUGGGGUAUCCAACAGCUUCACUGGGGAAUCCAUAAAUCUCUGUAGGAGUUGUUCCUUUUUGGGUGUGGAGUCGAUCGUUUUUUUAAAAGCUGGAGAGGAGGUGGCAGCUCCAGAUGCUUCAACUUUACACAUGUCGGUGUUGGUUGACAGGAUUGUGACUGGCCCGGAAGAUUCUACCUUGACUUUAUUUGAAUUAAUGACAAAAGAUUUCUUCUCAAACACUGGGGAAAGUUGGUACUGUUUCAGACUAUGUUCCAUGGAGGCCAGGAUGCUGUCUUGCUUUGUACUAUUUUCACAUAAGGAUUGUUGUUUCUCCUGCUUGAUGUGCAAUCCACUCACUUGCUGCUGUAAGCCAGGCAAGUGAAAUUUGGGUCCAUUUUCCAUUUUUACAUUUUUCAGGCCAUGUUUGUGAGCGGAAUGAAGAGGGACUUGUCUCUCUUGCCUUUGUAACAGAUGAUUACGCAGGGCUGCAUGUUUUUGAAUAUCUGGUAGGGGAAGGGCAGAUGCCAAAGGAAGCUGAGAUCCACUUUGGAACUGGGAACAUGGGUUUAGCUGGUGUUCAGCUUUAGCAUACAUACGUGUCGAUGUCUGUUGGCUUAAUGAAACAUGCAGCGAAUAGGGUUGUGAGCAUGUAGAAGUCUGUGGGAAGUCCAUAUGGUUGGGUGGAUGACAGCUUUUCGGUCUCUGAUGAAACUGCCUGGAAUCACUGCUGCUUGAGUUGGGAGAAUUUGGUCUUUGAUGUUGUAGAUGGACGUCUGUUGUGUUAUUGUAGCUGAAGUGGUUGUUGGGUUGGGCAGGGUUGUUUCUAUGUUGCUGGUUAACUUGUACUUGGGUUGGCUGAGGCUGACUGUGAGGACGGUAAAUGGGAGACUUAAGUUGCUGUUCUUCAAAUUGUGGUGGGUGGGACAGUGGGCGUGGAAGAUUACAGUGCUUCUGUUGCUGUGCUGUGAAAAGCUCAGGUGACAAUGCAUUCUGCAUUUCAGGGUUUUCACAUAAGUGCUCUGACUGCACGGGGGUAUGGAAAUGUCCAGCCUGCUGGCUUUGGAGCAAAAUCUGUUGAUUGUGCUUUAUGUGGGUUUGAGGCUGUUGCACUAAAGACACCUUGGAACUUCUUUGCCGCCACUCAGGACCGUUGUUGAUCUGGGCUGAAGCACAGUGUGUUUGGACGAUGAGUUGCUGCUGCUGUAUGCUGUUAGACCCCUGAAUGGUUUCUUUGAACAUUCCAGGUGACUCAAACCUUUGUACAUGGUUUUCCUCCAAAAUCUGACUAUGAACCUGGAGACCAGCUUUCAGCUGCUCUGGCAGAGGCUUGGCAGAGAAAUCCGUGUUUUUCUGCUCUGCCGACGAUGACAGACAUGUUUGUUGCUGUGAAGGGUUCUGUUCUAUCCAGUUUCCCUGAUGGGGAGUUGGACACAUCAAGUGUCCUGACCGCUGGGUUGUGUUAUCCAGACCAUUUUCUAAUCCAGCCUGAUUUGGCUCCUGUAUAAUGGGUCUCAUCAUGCCUGUGUUGUCUGCUCCAUGUAAGUUUCCAGGAGUCCGCUGAAAAUUCUUGGGUUGAAUCCCAAACUGCUGAGCAUGACCAGACGCAGGUUCCUCAUAUCGUACCAUGUUCUGUAUGCCAGAGUUUGUCGAUUGUCCGUAUUUGGCCAAUACUGCCUCAGUUGCCUGGAGGUGGGUAUUAGGCUCCUUGUGGUUAAAAUUGUGGUUGGCAUUCUCAUAUGUAUGUUGGGGAUUUGUGUUGUUUGGAAAGCACCCUGGGCCAUUUUUAUGUUGUUGCAGGGAGUUGGCAACAUUUGAUGGUGGGACUAUACCAGGGAGCUGAUGAUGAGAUUGUUGGUGGUUAGAUGGUGACAGCUGAUGAUGUCCUUGUUUUUUCUGCUGGUAAUCUGUUUCAUGAUUGUUAGCAUACCCAUUUACUAUAGAGUUCACAGAACUGUAAUUGUUGCUUCCCUCGACAGGACCAGAUGCCCCAAGUUUCUGUGGUUGUGAGUCAAGCAUCUGAGCUGAAUUUGGAAACUCUAAGGUCAAAGCAGGAGAUAUAACAUCUUCACCAGGCAGCUUAUUUGUGAGAGAACUAUUCAUAGCAUCUUGUAGACCACAUCUCUGUGGUGCAAUUGACACCUGUUCAGGAUAAUAUUGAGACAAAGUUUUCUCUAAAAGAUCACCUGGUGUGCUUUCUAUUGUAGAUGUGGUUAAUACAGCACCAUUGGGAAUGGAGACAUGUUUAUUUCUUGGCAGAGGGAAAACAUCUCCAUUAAGAAUUCUACAGUUCCUGUUUCCUAAUUUUAUCUCUGUCUGAGCAUUGCAAUGAAAAUCUGAUUUGUUUUUUAGUUCAGAAAUCUCUGAAUCUACUUUAAAUUUCUUGAGCUGGCUUGGCUGUAAUGGCUGUUCAGACAGCUUAAAAUCUCCAUUCAUCAACUCUCCAUUCAUCAUAAACGAUCCAUGAUCCAGCAGCCCUUGUACUGAUUCAGAGUCGUUGCAAUUUUCGUUUGGCCUCUUCAUGGAGUUGGAAACUGUGCUGGGCUUGUAAUUCUUCCAGUUUGUAUCAGUGACUUGCAGAGAGUCUCCUUCUGAAAAUGACCCUCCAUUCUGCAGUUUGUUGGAGAUGUUGCGGGAUGUCCCAAAUUGUUUUAAUGUCAGACUUUCUUCCGUCUCAUGUCUGGUCUGGUCUGUUUCCAUCUGGCCUGCUUAGAGUCCAUUCACAGGCUGCCCUCGAUGCGUCCUGCAAAACAAGUUUAAAGUUCAAACAUUUAGUGACCUGGACAUAUUUUUUCAGUUUGUUUUUAUCUUCAGUCUGUGGUAAAUAUGCCAAGUACAUGAUUGCUUCAUGAUUGCCAUCAUAUAAUAUACAUACAAUACAUAAUACAUGUAGAACAAUGCUGUAACUUUUCCCAAUGACUGUACUUAAUCUAUGUACUCAAUGCUUUGUCUGACAAUAUAUUGUUUUAAGUUAAUUAUGUGUCUAUACUGUAAAUAGCACAGCAUGUCAUCAUAAAUAGGCCCAGCAUGAUUUCUCCAACACAUUGUCCACCUUCCUUAACACAUUGGCUGUUAUAAUAUUAAUAACAACAUACAAUAGUAACACAUUUGAUUUAUAUAGUGCUUUAAAGUUAUACUCAAGGAUAAUAAAUAAUUGCAAACAAAACCAAUAUAAGGUUACAAUAAAAUAGCCAUAGACAGCAGAAGUAUUAAAAGCAUUUUGAAGAGUUGGGUUUUUAACUGUUUUUUGACGGUUGUAAGGUCCUGACGUGUGGAUGGCGA